AUGGAGGAUAAACCUGAAUUAAAUCUGAGUUCUGUUGAAGAAACAUUUAAUAGAAAAGUAGAAGAUCCUUUUGAACACAAACCUCGGGAAUACAAAAGACCAAAACCUUAUGCAAGCACCAGCCAAGCUUUUGAUCCCUUUAAAAAGGUAGAUUUGUUUGAGGAAACGCAACCAAAAUAUGAAAGCAGUUCAGAGAAUGAACGUGAAGAUAAAACAACCAUGACUAUACAGAAACAAAGGGAACACAAAUCAACAAACUCGCCCAUACAAGAACAAGAAGAACCAAAACAUCCUCCGAAGAUGCCAGAGAAGCAACAGACACCCCUAGAAAUGCAAGAACAAUAUGAAAAGCCAAAUGACAUAGAAAAUGAUGAAGAUGAUGAAGAUGAUGACAUGGAAUUUCUGAAAAACUACAAACUAUCAUCCAUGUUGCCAAUUAUUCAACCAAAAUGGAUACAACAUCCCUAA
This is a messenger RNA of Mytilus trossulus (common blue mussel), 468 nucleotides long. RefSeq lists its product as uncharacterized. Lineage: Eukaryota; Metazoa; Mollusca; Bivalvia; Mytilida; Mytilidae. The record is from RefSeq and is a predicted model, not a curated record. Bases 1 to 468 code for a protein of 155 amino acids. The transcript has a single exon.